Pyrus x bretschneideri (Chinese white pear) is the source of this 1645-nucleotide messenger RNA. RefSeq names its product homeobox protein knotted-1-like 2. Gene Ontology annotation, molecular function: DNA-binding transcription factor activity, RNA polymerase II-specific; DNA binding. The coding region runs from base 228 to 1421 and encodes 397 amino acids. The record is from RefSeq and is a predicted model, not a curated record. Gene Ontology annotation, cellular component: nucleus. NCBI's taxonomy places the organism in Eukaryota, Viridiplantae, Streptophyta, Magnoliopsida, Rosales, Rosaceae. Gene Ontology annotation, biological process: regulation of DNA-templated transcription. The transcript is spliced from 5 exons.
CUUGUUUGGCUUCACUUCCUGGCCUCCAUAAUCUCAUGGAUUGCCAAUAACAAUAGUUCGGAUCCCAUUGGUUUGCAUAAAACCCUGGUCUCGUUUUGUGUUCCCGGUACUCAUAAAUUAUUCCUUUCUGUCUUGACUAGCUACUAGCUAGGGUUUCGGUCUACUACUGGGGUUUUAGUUGAUUUAUAAAUUAGAAGCCUUUGGGGUUUGCUGAGAGAGAAAAAAAAAUGGAAGACUACAACAAUCAAAUGGAUCAUGAGAGUUCGGGUGGUAGGGGAAACUUCCUCUACGCCUCACCAAACCUUGGAGGAAAUUAUGGGAGAGCUGCAAGUGAUCACCAGAUGGGGAUCAACACCUUUCAUCUUCAGUCAAGUGGCGGCGGAGGCGGCGGCGGCAGCGGUGAUCAGUGUAAUUUUCAGUCUCCAGGAACACACCCAAUUAAUGUGAAGACCGAAGCCACCACAUCACAGCAUGGCCACCAAAAAUUUCAGUACAACAGCAAUAAUAAUAAUCAUCUUGUUUCUUCAUCAAGAGGGCACCAACCAGUUGUUCAUCAGCUACAGAAUAAUUUGAAUCUUCUAAACGACGAUCACAGCCUGAGCUCCAACGAAGUUGAAGCCAUCAAAGCCAAGAUCAUCGCCCACCCUCAGUACUCUAACCUCUUGGAAGCUUACAUGGAUUGCCAAAGGGUGGGAGCUCCGUCUGAUGUUAUGGCUCGGCUCUCAGUUGCUAGGCAAGAGUUUGAGGCACGACAGCGGUCUUCUGGGACUUCAAGAGAGACUUCAAAAGACCCAGAACUGGAUCAGUUCAUGGAAGCUUACUACGAUAUGCUGGUUAAAUAUCGUGAAGAACUAACAAGGCCAAUACAAGAAGCCAUGGAUUUCAUGAGGAGGAUUGAAACUCAGCUUAACAUGCUUGGAAAUAAUAAUAAUGCUCCUCCCCUUCGGAUCUUCUCACCCUCUGAGGACAAGUGUGAGGGAAUUGGUUCAUCUGAAGAGGAGCAGGAGAAUAGUGGUGGAGAAACAGAAGUGCCUGAGAUUGAUCCAAGAGCUGAAGACAGAGAGCUCAAGAAUCACCUGCUGAGAAAGUAUAGUGGUUACUUAAGUAGCCUGAAGCAAGAGCUUUCCAAGAAAAAGAAGAAAGGGAAAUUGCCCAAAGAUGCCAGGCAGAAGCUCCUUAGUUGGUGGGAGCUACAUUACAAGUGGCCAUAUCCUUCGGAAUCGGAGAAGGUGGCUUUGGCGGAGUCUACGGGUUUGGAUCAGAAACAAAUAAACAAUUGGUUCAUAAAUCAAAGGAAGAGGCACUGGAAGCCUUCCGAGGACAUGCAGUUUAUGGUGAUGGAUGGCCUACACCCACAGAAUGCAGCCCUUUAUAUGGAUGGACACUACAUAGGUGACGGUCACUACCGUCUCGGUCCAUGACCUAAACAACUCCGUGACAUUGUGUCCUCUUCUGCUCACGCAAGGCUCACAGUUAAAAGUUGGCUUAAUUAGUUUUAUAUGUAUGAUCUGAAGAUAAAAGCAAACUGCUUAUCGUAGUUUGUAAUUUUUAUGGCUAAGUACGUACGUACUUAAUUGGGUAAUGUUCUAUAUUCCACAAUCCAAGCUGAUGAUUUAUACGUAUAUGGAUUUUUUUUUUUUUUUUU